This is a messenger RNA of Aaosphaeria arxii CBS 175.79, 484 nucleotides long. Its product is annotated as protein translocase SEC6. Gene Ontology annotation, cellular component: membrane; Ssh1 translocon complex. Gene Ontology annotation, biological process: protein targeting; post-translational protein targeting to membrane, translocation. The record is from RefSeq and is a predicted model, not a curated record. The coding region runs from base 114 to 326 and encodes 70 amino acids. The transcript is spliced from 3 exons. Gene Ontology annotation, molecular function: transmembrane protein transporter activity. Lineage: Eukaryota; Fungi; Ascomycota; Dothideomycetes; Pleosporales.
CUCAACCCUUUAACUCCUGGACAUAAACCAUCCAUUCAGAUCCUGCCUUGUCGACAUCGAAUCGAUUGUUUCGCCUACGAAUCACCCUCCAGAAUACAUUAUCUUCUUCAGCCAUGGCCGACCAAAUCAAGGAAUUCGCAGAUCUUCCCCAGGAGUUCGUCCGCGAAGGUGUUCAGUUCAUCAACAGAUGCCAGAAGCCUGACAAGCGGGAGUUCAUCAAGAUCAGCCAAGCUGUCGCAACUGGAUUCAUCGUCAUGGGAGUCAUCGGCUACAUUGUGAAGCUCAUCCACAUACCCGUGAACAACAUCCUCGUAGGAGGAGCAUAGACGAUAGAAACGAAAGGAGUGCGAGACGGAGGAAUUUUGCGAUUGGACAAGGAAGCAGGGAUUGCAUAAUGGGCAGAAUAGCUACGGACCCGGUGGUUUCUUCAUCCACGCGGCAGUCCGCUUUAAAAUGCUGUACGAUAGGGACAGUUGGCUAGCGG